AUGACUUUCCGAUGGGGGGGGGGGGUGGGGGGGGGGGGAGGGGGGGGGGGGGGGGGGGGGGGGGGGGGAGGGGGGGGGGGGGGGGGGGGGGGGGGGGGGGGGGGGGGGGGGGGGGGGGGGGGGAGGUGGGGGGGGGAGGGGGAGGGGGCGGCACUCCUUCGCAAAGGCUCCCUGUGUUAUCAACUCGGUUGUGUGGCCCUCCGUGUGGCCUCCUUCCAUGGCUCUGGUUCGGGGGAUCUCCUGGUCGGACUGAGGUUGGGUUUUGCUCGGGGGGUGUGCUGGGGGGAAUGA
Knipowitschia caucasica is the source of this 291-nucleotide messenger RNA. The record is from the annotation of a GenBank genome assembly. NCBI's taxonomy places the organism in Eukaryota, Metazoa, Chordata, Actinopteri, Gobiiformes, Gobiidae.